Molecule: messenger RNA, 6198 nt
Organism: Gracilinanus agilis (Agile Gracile Mouse Opossum)
Lineage: Eukaryota; Metazoa; Chordata; Mammalia; Didelphimorphia; Didelphidae
Gene: RP1L1
Product: RP1 like 1
Exons: 3
Coding region: 1-6198 (2065 amino acids)
Biological process (GO): axoneme assembly; photoreceptor cell development; intracellular signal transduction
Cellular component (GO): axoneme
Source: RefSeq, a predicted model, not a curated record
AUGAACUACACCCUGGAUGAUGACCCUUCCCAAACCCACCAGGAAUAUGCCCUUCCAAAGGUGGCACGGGCCACCACUGUCACCCAGGUGCCCCCCUCCAAGACGAUAACCUUCUUCAAGAAAGGGGACCCCCGCUUUGGUGGAGUUCGGAUGGUUGUCAACCAGCGCAUGUUCAAGAGCUUCAAUGCCCUCAUGGAUGAGCUUUCUCACCACAUUCCCCUGUCGUUUGGCGUUCGUACCAUCACCACACCCCAGGGAGUACACUGCGUCAGUUCCUUGGACCAACUGGAAGAUGGCGGCUGCUAUGUUUGUUCUGAUAGGAACCCUUCCAAAGCCUUUGGUGGACCAUCCAGGGGACCAACAGGAUCUUCGGGUGGCCAUCCCACCCAAAGGAUCAGCAGCUCGGGAGGCUGGCAAGAGACCUCUCCCUGGCAGGGCCCUAAAGUACCAAAAAAGUUAACUCUGAUAAAGAAUGGAGAUAUUGGAUUUCGGCGCUCCAUGAUUCUGGGUCCAAAGAGCACCCAGAACUUGAAGACUUUCCUCGGUGAUGCAUCUGACAUUUUGCAUUUCCCUGUAAAACACCUCUAUAGUACUGAUGGGAGGAAGGUGGAAUCCCUACAGAGUCUGCUACAAGGCCCUUCUGUGGUGGUAUGUGCUGGACAAGAGCCCUUCAGACCUAUGACAGUAGAACAUUCCAGAAGACACUGGCCAGAGAAGUUGCCAAGACUGACGUCAAAGAAGAGGAAUGCUAACUGGGAACUGAAAGCCAAGAAGAGUGUCAUCCAUUCAAGAUCAGAAUCAAGCAACAGGUCAAGGCAGCUUUCUCUAACAUCAGAGAAGUCCUACCUCAAUGGCUCUAGGGCUUCUAUAAGGAGUGGCAGUCCUAGUCCUACAGCCAAUGCUCCUGAGAAGUCUACUGGUCUGAUCCCCUUUGGGGCCAAUGACGACAUUGAGAAGAAGGUUCACGUGAACAAAGAUGGCAGCCUGUCAGUAGAGAUGAAAGUACGAUUCCGAUUACUCGGUGAGGAAAUGCUUCAAUGGUCCACCCAUGUUAGGAAAACUGAUGAUAUCAGGGUAGCGAAUGGUGAUGACCUAAGACUCAGCAGAGUAGCCUUAUUGCGUCCUUCUAGGGAGAACAACAUGCAGAGGUCUUCAGAGGUGGAUACUUUCCUUUGUCCAGAUGUCCACAAUUCCCAAGGUCUAAAGGAAUCCUCUUUUCAAGGGUGUCAGAAACCACAACCUAAAUAUGAAAUUUGGAAAAAUCCUUUGCAUGUUUCUCAGGGACAUGGAACAGCUCCUGGGAGGAGUUCCUGGAUAACCCAGACUCCUUGCUCAGGGGCUUCAUUGUUCCGACAGGCCAUCCACCAAACAAAGGAUUCCAGGGACAGCCUCCGCACCACUUCUGGUGGAGAACUCUUGGAAUGCAGUGCACCAGGAUCCUCUUCUUAUUCUGGGACCUUAGAGGGCAGGGUGCAGUGUGGUGACGAAUACCAGGUCUUAGGUCAAAGGAACUUCACCCCAGUUGCUUCAAGUAAAGAUGAGAUGCAGCAAGAAUAUACUCUGACUGGGAGGACCAGUAAGUCCUGUGACAGAGGGCCUGACUCACAAAGAAAGAGCUCCCAGAAAACUCAAGGAGCCGAGUCAGGUAGAAAGUGGUCACUAGACAAGAUGGAGGGAAAUGAAACAUGCUCACUGGAUUGUCUGGAGAAUGAGUCUGAGAAUGUAGCAGAGGACAUUUCUGCCUUGUCAGUAUGCUUAAGAUGUAGGGGAAAGAGAAUGCAUGGGGCUGAGGGCUUUGGCAGCCCUGAAGGAGCUUUCUGCCCCUUUGUGAGAGAGGCUGAGGGAAAAGCCACCAUGAUCCAUUAUGCAACAUCCCUUUGCAAAGCCUGUGGUCCUAGCAGGCAAAUGAUGCCACAAGGGAACGGUGCUCAAGAGGGCUUUGUUUCCUCACUUGUUGGCCCAUCCUUCUUAAAGAAUGAAGCUGAAGAGGAUGAAUAUAGCAGUGCAAUACAGGAUACCAGUUCUGGGUCUGAAUGGAAGGUGCCCAAGGCAAUGGUCAGUGGUGAGUUCAGUGACCUUGAGUGGAAUUGCCUUCCAUACUCUUCUUGUCCCUCAGCAUGCAGUGAAAGCAAAGGAUGGGGGAGCCCUAGGAGUGAUGGAUCCCUUCAUAACAUAAACUCUUUCAGAGUUUAUGAGGGAAGCAAAAGCAGUCAGUCACAAAUGAAAGACAGUGAGGAUAGAGGGACGAAGUACGUCUUAGAGGGAUCAAUAGAGAGAUCCCUGCCAAAAAGAAUCCUAGAAAAGCCUAGGUCAGGCAGUCAAACUCCUAUUUUUUCUAGAAGUUCUUCUGGGGCUAAACAACAAGCUGCCAGGGACCCUGAGUCUCCCUUAUCUUCCCCUCAUCAUUUAGAAUGUUUAUCAUGGCUCAGUGAUGCCUCCAUUACUCGGGAUGAUAACCCAGACCAGAAGAAGUUAGAUAAUGUUUCUAAUUCCAGUCAUUCAGAUCUUAACUCUUUGGAGGAAACUAGGGGAGCCACACCGACCAGUGUUAGCUCUUUAGAGCCAAGAUCUUCAAACACAUCAUAUUCUUCAGGCUUCCAAGGUAUUGUUGAGGAUGAGAUGACCCUGGAGCACCAUCCUAAGGUUUCUUUGGAGUUAAAAAUUAAAGAACCUCAGAUAGAGGAAUCUAAUACCUGCAGAAGUAGAUGCUCCCCCCAGUCCAGCAAAACUCAACCUUAUAGGACUUACAGUGAUAAACUACAGAUCCGACCAUUUAAGGAAAAAAAUGAUAACAGGGAGCAAGGCUCUCAAGCUGGCUCAGUAGCCAGCAGAUGCCUCCUCACUGCCCCCAGAGGAAUGCCUCACAUCAAAAAAAGUAAACUUGAUAUAGUCAAGCAUACCUCAGGCAGCAGCAUGUGGAGUGCCAACUUGGGGGGAAGUGGAAGUCCAGAGGAGAAGGCCAAUCUCAACUUGGCUUGCCCAACUAUCAAAAGAGCAAGAAAGGAUGGUCCCCCUGGUCAUGGGAGGAAAAUGCCAAGGAAAAAUUUUGGAAAAGGGAAACCUCAAGAAGGAAAAGAGAAUCUUGACAUGCCAGAGGGUAACACCAAUAUGAUACCCAGUGACCUUCCCAGCACAUCUCCAGAGGAAAUUAUUUAUGAAUGGCUGAUCAAAAUCCCAGAAGAAUCCAUCCUCAUGAGCUAUGAGAUGCAGGAUGACAGCCCUGGUGCUGCUGUGGGGGCUCCAGAAGAAGACCUUAGAGUCAAGUGUUCUCCUGAAGUUCCUAGAGAAAUGACCCAGGCCCAAGAACAUGUCCUAAAUUGGGAAGACUCUGGGGGAAUAUCAGACAAAAGCCCGAGGGUUGAUGCUACUAGUCCCGAGGUAAUAGGUAGUCUUACUCAAGAAAAAUCUUUCAGUGCUUUAGCAACUGUAGCUGAGGGCAGUCCAGGUGAAUGUGCUGACUUGGAAGUGAAAUCCAACUUGAGUAAGAUGGACAACCUGCCUCGCUCACUCUUUAGCUCAGUGCAGAUCAUGAAAACACUGCUCAGUUCUAAGCCAAACCACAAGUUAGGCCGGUUCAAUAGUUUGCCAGAAGUGUCACAGACCAUGGGAAGGAAGAUGAGUCACUCUGCUCAUGUACUGAUCACCUGCCUGGCCAGCCUACACUUUUUUGAUGAAGAACCUGUGACUGUAGCAAACCAGCAGACCUACAUGAACUCACCCAAAUACCAAGAACUUCUAAGCAUCUUUCAAGCCAUGUGGACCGAAUAUAGCCCCAAUAUAGGUGAGCUAAGCUCAAAGAUACUGCCAGGUCCCAAGUCUCAGACCCCCGUGACUGGCGAUUUUACUCCAAUGUCCUCUUCUGGGGUGGAUGUCAGCAGUGGCUCUGCUGGUUCUGGAGAAGGGAGUGUGGCUGGUGUUGUGGACUGUGCUCUCUUCCCUGAGAAGAUGGAGGACUCCAAGUUGAAGAGGCGGGAUAGCAUUGCCUGCCAUAUUGAUAUGGAUCCCUUAACUGCAGAGAAAGUAGAGAACAAGGGAUCCUCAAAAGGUGAAGUGAAAAUGGAAACCCAUUCAAAUGAAGGAGAUGAAGAGGGAAGGAGCACUCAUGAUGUAACCAGCAAUGAUGAGGCCAGUGAAACCACAAAAGAACAGAUAUUAGAAAAUAGCAUGAUAAUAGUUAAUGAAGGUGAGAUAAAAGAAGUAGGGAUGGAAGAAGAGAAAAUACUAGGAAAGGAAGUACAAGAGAUGGAAACUCAAAAUGAAGAAAUGGAAGCAGGAAAGAUUCAAGAAGAAAAACAAGCAGAGGAGACAAAAGAUGAGAAAAUGUUCAUGGAAAGAAUGCAGGAAGAGGAAGGAAUACAGGAAGAGGAAGCAUCCAAAGAAUGUGACUCUACAGAUUCAUGUCCUCCAGACAACAUAGAAGAACCAACAGAACAAGUUAGUGAUCCUGGGAAAGAUGGUUCAAAUUCUGGCAAUGUUCAUGAUGGUCAAGAAUUUGAAUCUCAUUUGAAAGAGGUAACUGAAGGAGUUGCUGUGGCUGGUGAACAAUCUGUGGUCAAUACUACUUCAGGGACUGCCGGGAAGAGGGCGUCUAUUAUACAGAAAGCAACACCAGAUCCAGAUCCCCUCUGGGUUCUGAGGUUGUUGAAGAAGAUAGAGAAGGAGUUCAUGGCUCAUUAUGUCAAUGCCAUGUCUGAGUUCAAGAUCAGGUGGAACCUACAGAAUAAUGAAAUGUUGGACCAGAUGAUUAUAGAACUGAAGAAUGAAGUGAACCAGCGAAUACAAAAGAGUAUUGAAAAAGAACUUAGGAAAAUCCAAAGUAGGGCAGGCAAGAAGCUUCCAAAGCCCCCCAGGGAAGCUUUUAGGUGGGAAACUUCACUGCAGACAGAACAAAGGAGGAGACGCUUGAAAGUUAUGCACAACCACUCAGCCUUCACAGAGCAGAACAAAAUGCCAGGAAAGCGGUAUCUCUCCCUGGUCUUCGUUGAUGACAUGGCCUCAAGUGAGACCCUUGGAGAUGAUCUUCGAGAGCAAGGAGGUGAGGAAGAGUACUGCCCUUGUGACACUUGCAUAAGAAAGAAAAUGACCACUAUGUCUCUGAAGAGCCCAACAGCAGCCACAGAUGCUCCCCUCAAAAAGGCUUUUGACCUACAGCAAAUUCUUCUUAAGAAGAAGGAAGAAAAGUUAAAUGAAGGAGCAGCUGAGCCAGCUACAGAAGAGCGAGGGAGUAAAGUACUUCAGAGAGAACACAUGAGUAAUGAGACCAGUGAAACCGAACAAGGAUUGGCAUCUACUAGCUGCAUGGAUGGAGCUGAUGCAGGAGAGGAAAAUGAUAGAUCCAGCAAAGACAAAGAGUCAGAAUUACAUGAAGGGAAAGAGCAGGAAACUAAUCCUGGGGAAAUAAUGCCUGGAGGAGAAGCAGAAGCAGAUCUUUGGAGCAGGGAGGAGGGAAAUAAAGAAGAAAACACUGAAAACGAUUUGGAAGAAGAUGAAGAUGAGGAACAAUAUGGGGGAAAGAAUGCAGAUGAGAGAAGUGAGAAGAAAGAAACUGGGUCUACAUCUGAAUAUGGGACAAAUUCAGAGAGAGAAGCCACAGGGGAUGGAGAUAGAUGCUCAGAACCAUUAGAUGGUGCUGAUAAACUUUGGGCCACAGAGACAUUCAGCCCAGAGGCUGAGGUAGAGAAGCAAUCAGAGUCACAGUUGGGGGUGGGUAGCCAAGAGGACCAAGAAAACAGUUGGCAGGAAAGUCCAGGAGAAAUAGAGGUUGACGAAAGGUCUGAAGAGAAUAAUCCCGACCAAGAAGUAAGUGAUAGCAGUUUGACCACCAAGGAUCUUUCUGACACCCUCAGAAGGUCACAGAGAAACAAAGGAAUUGUCUCCUCCAACAACUCCUCUAUUGCAAAUUGCUCUCAAGCAUCCCAGAGAGGAUCAGAAGAGGGCUCAUGUGGAGACUGUGAAGAAUCAGAAAGCUCAGAGACUGAGCCUAGCAGAGACACUAAUUUGGAAAACAAGGCUUUUACUAUGUAUCCUGAAAAUUCUCCUUCUGAGCAAGAUAGAAUGUCCUCUUGCUCUAGUAUUUCAGAAAGGGAGUCUACUGGCAGCCCUGGCUUAGAACACAAAGGUAGACUGGCUAAGAACUCUACAUUUACAGGAGUUUUUGAUAAAGCAGAUGUAUUUGAUGAAGAUUGCUUGGAUUUCUAG